CUUGUUUUUGUCUUGUAAUCGACGAGAUGCUGGAGACGGUCCAGCGAGUUAGACUCGUGCUUCACCAGAAGGAAGAAAGCAUGCAGGAGGAGUGCACUAGACCCCAGCGAGCGAGGGUCCCAGAAACUGUGGCGUGCAGAGUCAAUGGUGGCUCUCUCGCUUUAGAAAUCAUGGUUGUUGAUUUCGAGGAGCGGGCUGAGAGCAGUUUGGUCGCAGGCUACAAUUUCAGGCCAAGUUUUUCUUCACCUUUUUUUUUCAACUCGGUGCUCCUGCGGGCCGGCAGCCCUAUUGCCACCAUCACUUCACGCACGCUACGGGCCCACCUGAGCCAUGCGAUAGGUAGCAUCUCCACAGGAAACGCUUGUAGGUUUGGGGAAAUCUCGCAUCAGAGACCAGACCACAGGCAGUCGGGCAUCAAUCGACCGAGUCAGCAUCAAGCUGCACCUAUUCGGAACCAUAGGGUUGGUGUGCACCGGCCUUGGUGGCACCUCUUAAACAACUCGGUGCUCCUGCGGGCCGGCAGCCCUAUUGCCACCAUCACUUCACGCACGCUUCGGGCCCACCUGAGCCAUGCGAUAGGUAGCAUCUCCACAGGAAACGCUUGUAGGUUUGGGGAAAUCUCGCAUCAGAGACCAGACCACAGGCAGUCGGGCAUCAAUCGACCGAGUCAGCAUCAAGCUGCACCUAUUCGGAACCAUAGGGUUGGUGUGCACCGCCCUGGUGGCACCUCU
This is a messenger RNA of Striga asiatica, 731 nucleotides long. The record is from the annotation of a GenBank genome assembly. Lineage: Eukaryota; Viridiplantae; Streptophyta; Magnoliopsida; Lamiales; Orobanchaceae.